Prosopis cineraria is the source of this 2045-nucleotide messenger RNA. RefSeq names its product DEAD-box ATP-dependent RNA helicase 5. The transcript is spliced from 13 exons. Lineage: Eukaryota; Viridiplantae; Streptophyta; Magnoliopsida; Fabales; Fabaceae. Bases 88 to 1692 code for a protein of 534 amino acids. Gene Ontology annotation, biological process: rRNA processing. The record is from RefSeq and is a predicted model, not a curated record. Gene Ontology annotation, molecular function: RNA helicase activity; RNA binding; ATP binding. Gene Ontology annotation, cellular component: nucleolus.
CAAACGUCACCACUGGUCCGUUGGCACUGGUUCGCGCGGCUCUGGAAUUUGCAGGAGUUGUUUACAGCUUCAGCUUCAAACUCAACCAUGGGUAAGAAACAACAUGAUACCGCCAGAGCCAGCGAGCCAGUAGCCGAGGAAGACCCAGACUACCGGGCGACCAAAGCAGAGAAGAAGAAGAAGAAGAAGAAGAAGAAAAAUAAGCAAAACGAAGAUAGUCCCAAAAGAAAGCUUGAGGAAGUUGAGGUCCAGGAUAGCGCAGAACCGAAAUCGAAGAAGAGUAAGAAGGAUAAGAAGUCGAGAAAGAACGCGGAGAAAACCGUAGCUGACGUAACAGAUGACGCCGAGAACGGCGGAGAGGAUGAGUCGGUGAGAGACGAGCACGUGGUGGUUACUGGGAAGAAUAUUAAGGACGAGAAGUAUACGCCUACGAGGACUUUUGCCGCAUCAGGGCUUCCAAAGGAAGUAUUGGAGUGCUGCAAAAGUUUUGAAAGGCCGUCCCCUAUUCAGUCCCGGGCGUGGCCUUUCUUGUUGGAUGGUCGUGAUUUAAUUGGCAUUGCGGCUACCGGGUCAGGAAAAACAUUAGCUUUUGGAAUACCAGCUAUGAUGCAUGUUUUGAGCAAGCGCAAGAAUAAAGAUUCAAAGGGUCGGAAUCCUCUUUGCCUUGUGCUCUCUCCCACCAGGGAGCUGGCUCAACAAAUUUCAGAUGUUAUAUGUGAUGCUGGAAGGUCUUGUGGUGUGGAAUCUAUUUGUUUGUAUGGUGGAACCUCCAAAGGGCCACAAAUAUCUUCAUUAAAAUCUGGAAUUGACAUUGUCAUUGGAACUCCUGGUCGUAUUACGGAUCUAAUUGAAAUGGGUGUUUGUUCCCUGAAAGAGGUUUCUUUUGUGGUGCUUGAUGAAGCAGAUCGAAUGCUUGACAUGGGAUUUGAGCAAGCAGUUCGCUCCAUACUGGGUCAGACUUGUUCUGUUCGUCAAAUGGUGAUGUUCAGUGCUACAUGGCCUCUACCAGUCCAUCACUUAGCUCAAGAAUUUAUGGAUCCUAACCCUGUGAAAGUUGUUGUAGGAUCAGAGGACUUAGCUGCGAAUCAUGAUGUUAUGCAGAUAGUUGAGGUCUUAGAUGAUCGUUCACGAGACAGACGCCUGGUAGCUUUGCUAGAAAAAUACCACAAAUCUCAGAGGAAUAGAGUAUUGGUUUUUGUCCUAUACAAAUUGGAAGCUUCACGAGUUGAAAAGAUGCUUCAUCAAGGGGGUUGGAAGGUUGUCUCAAUACAUGGGGAUAAGGCACAAUAUGAACGUACAAAGGCACUAUCAUUAUUCAAGAAUGGAAGCUGUCCUUUGAUGAUUGCCACUGAUGUGGCUGCACGGGGAUUGGAUAUUCCAGAUGUUGAAGUGGUGAUCAACUACAGUUUUCCUCUAACUACAGAAGAUUAUGUUCAUAGAAUUGGGAGGACAGGACGAGCCGGGAAGAAAGGUGUUUCCCAUACGUUUUUCACGCAGCAGAAUAAGGGACUUGCUGGGGAGCUAGUGAAUGUUUUAAAAGAAGCAAAUCAAAUUGUGCCUGAUGCUCUUUUGAAGUUUGGCACGCACGUAAAGAAAAAGGAGUCCAAGCUGUACGGAGCUCACUUCAAGGAGAUUUCUGCUGAUGCCCCAAAGUCAAAGAAGAUCACAUUUGACGACUCUGACGAAGAUUAAAUGUGCUGGUGACUUUUUUUAGGUAUAAAUUCAAUUAUUUGUUCUUGCAAAAGCAAAGAAGGAAACAUGUAUUGAUCCAUAAUAGUGAGUGAGAUGAUAGUUCUGUAUUGACGCCUAAUAUUCUCAGCAUUUAUUUUUUUUUUGUCCACUUCAUUUUUUUUUUAAAGAAAAAAAAACUGGUUUUGUUCAUCUAAUUCUUCAGUUCCAUUUCACCCCUUUGUAAAGGCGCUGUGCAAUCACUGUGUAAACCUCAAAUUUACCAGCGUUGGAUUCCUUUGUGUAACAACUAUGGUUGUGUUCUCUGGGACAACCAUAGUUAUAUAUAUAUGUAUGUAUGUAUCAGUUCAGAUUGA